GUCAAAGCCGCAGCGGCGGUAAUUUGUUGCAUCAUCAGCCCGUUUCGGGAUCGUCGGUGAGGAAGCUUCCACCGCGUCCUCACAGUGCGCGAGGCGUUCGAAAUGGUAUUUCGACUGCGCCUACCUCAGGAUUAGAGGCCGUGUAUCGAGACGGCGGGGCACAGCACACGAGUUUUCGCGAGGGACAUGCGAGCACAAUGGAGCAGCGCGGUGCGCAGGAGGAUGCCAGCCGGCGCAUGCUAGAUGACUUCACAGGAGCUAAAAAGAACAUGCUGACAGUCACGGGAGCGAAACGGCAAGGCGACGACCCCCCGGAGGAACUAUGCAGCGCUGUCGCCGAUGACGGCAGUAGCGAGAACAGCAUGCGCUUAGGAAGUAAGAAAUCAGAGACGAUGCAGGUGAGAAACGCUUGCGAACAAGUGCCAAUGAAGGAGCACCAAGAGCAGGGGUACAACCAGCAGAGUAGAACAAUGAAUGGCAACGACACGAUGGGCGGAAGGACUCAUCACCAACUUCGCGACAACGUGGUACGCAACGGGUAUUCCAACAACAUACACACCAUGGGUCGACGUGGUUCGUCCCCACGCGGUGGAAAACAACACGCUGACCAUGAUGCCGUAUUUUACAACUCGACAGACAACAACAUGAGAGGUCCGACCAAUCUGGCAUCCUCGUAUGGGAAGAAUAGUCAAUAUGACAAGCCAGCAAAAAUGUCUUCAUAUCAGUACCACCUCCAAAGACAGCAAAUGAGUGAACAAAUGCACAUGGAUCAACAGUACGGCUACCACCAGAAUUACACUCAGCGUUCUUGGGGACAGGAUUACACUACGAACCGAGAUGGAUUUACUGGCACAACGCCAUCAAGCCAACAACAAGAUCUUCCGGAAUCGCCGAAUUUCGGUCGAGGUAGUUCGAUGCCAGUAAGACCUCCACCAUCCUCGGGUUCUUACAUCAGACCGUCGCCAGCAGAACGCUCGCAAAACAGGAGUGCUCCCUUCCCAAGCGUACAGGUAAACCAAAUGCACCCAGCACCGCACCCUGGCAGAAAUAUCGUUUUCGCAAACAACGAUUACAGGACUAGCUGAGUUCUGUUCUGUCAACACGGAAUCGAAACUUCUUGUUCUUCUAAAAUUCGUAAUGAACCUGUCAUGGCUGCAUUGGAAGCUAACCAUAAUCGUAAAUUGGUGCUGUUUUUUUACAGAGCGUGAGACAAAUGAAGAGGAACGAAAAUUUACAACACGAACACAGAAAAUAAGAUCAAUACUACUUAAAUGAAUAAUAUUAAAAAAAAGAAAUUAAUGAGAAUGUUUCGUCUCUACGAUGAUCCUGUAUGAUCAUUUGAGAUGCAUUGAUGAUGAAUACAGUUACUUUUAAAAAACAGGAACGGCUUUAGUAAAGAUAAUGAAACACGUGUUUUGAUAACUUCACCAAGUUGGAUAAGAAGCAUGUACUAGCAGACAGACCGACUACAUUCAUGAGAUUUUGUUGGCCUGAGAACAAAGAAAUAGAAAUCAUCAAAGGCGAAAUCAAUAUCAAAGUUUUUUUAACGACCAAGCAAUAAUUCUCUGUCAAAGCAACUACGAUGGGGAUACGAAAAGAUGACAUAUCAUCGGAACUAGAGUAUGUCACAGAAAGAUGAAGAAAAAGAAAUGGAUCUACCAGAAUAGAAAGUGCCAGUUCCAUGCGCCUGAGGACCACAGCUUACCAUAACUAUGUUGUACAGAAAGUGUUGCAGGGUACGGUUUUCGAUUUGGUUUAUUUCAAGCGAAAAGCAGACUACCCGUUCCCGUUAUGGAUUUUUUACAAGUCUUAUUUAAAUUUAUAUUAGAUUUACAUAUCCUCGCAUUUUCAUUGCUCGCAUUUCUCGGCUCUAUUCUCACGCUUACCAGAUAUUAGAUUUACAUAUCCAAAAAAUUAUACUCUGGCGAAAUUCAAGUGAAUGAUCCUAUCCUACAUAGGUCAAAGUGUGUGGAGCAAUAUCAUCCCAAACUCCUUGUUCGUAAAUAACACUUUCAGAUGAAGGUCGAGAGUGGGUUCUUGCAGGAAUAUUCGCUCAUCAGCAAAACGAAUACGUCAAUCUUCUAGAUAUUAUCGGGAUCGUAAUAUGACGAGGAAAAAACGUGACCGGGCAUAAAUUGGAAGAAGGUCCAUUGCAUAGAAGAGACAUGACAGUAUUCAUGAUGAUGAUCGUAACUGGUUUUACAACUCAUUUUUUCAGUAAAUGUAUUUAUUAUGACGCG
Molecule: messenger RNA, 2240 nt
Organism: Amoebophrya sp. A25
Lineage: Eukaryota; Dinophyceae; Syndiniales; Amoebophryaceae
Source: the annotation of a GenBank genome assembly